GAAAAAAGAUCAAAUGGAUCCAGCCUUCUACUGCUUAAAACUUAAAUAAAUCCAUAUUACACGUAUUUUACUUACAUUACAAUACUUAUUCAAAUGGUGUAUUUUAAAUAUUUUUUGCAUGAUAUCUGUGUAAGUUAACAAAUCAAGCUAACAGGCGUGAGUAGUCAAUUUAAGAUAGCAGCGUUGUCAAAGACAAACCGUCCGUGUAGUUAUGGCGUUGGUGAAAAAUAGUUUUCUCGGUGCUGGUCGAUUUUCGUGUACUUUGCUGCGCUUACAAUUCAGGAGUGAAGACGUUCAACAUGUUUGUGUCAACGGAGUUACAACUGCGGCACAAUCGCCCUUGAAUCCGACGGACAAAAAGAAGAAAGUACCUGAGGAUGGACUCAAAUUACAGGACUUCAUUUCCGGAGACCUGUCAGAGAAGAGCCAGUGGGCUCAAUAUAAGGGGGACCUUAAGCGGCAGAAAGGGGAAAGACUCAGGCUGCCCCCUUGGCUGAAGACAGAGAUUCCCAUAGGGAAGAACUACAACAAGCUGAAAAACACUUUGCGGCACCUUAACCUUCACACGGUGUGUGAGGAAGCUAGAUGUCCCAACAUCGGGGAAUGCUGGGGAGGAGGAGAGUACUCCACAGCUACUGCCACUAUCAUGCUGAUGGGAGACACGUGCACCAGGGGCUGCCGGUUCUGCUCCGUGAAGACGGCACGGAAGCCACCCCCCCUCGACCCCAACGAGCCCUACAACACCGCUGAGGCCAUCGCUGACUGGGGGCUGGAUUACGUGGUGCUGACAUCCGUGGACAGGGACGACCUUGCAGAUGGAGGUGCAGAACACUUCGCCGAGACAGUCUCAAAUCUCAAACAGAGGAACCCCAAGAUCCUGGUGGAGUGUCUCACGCCUGACUUCCGGGGCGACCUGGCUAGCGUUGCGAGGAUUGCUCUCUCCGGCCUGGAUGUGUACGCUCACAACGUGGAGACCGUGCGGGAGCUGCAGAGGCAUGUGCGAGACCCCCGAGCCAAUUUUGACCAAUCCCUGAGCGUCUUGCGACACGCCAAAGCGGUGAAGCCCUCAUUGGUGACGAAGACCUCCAUCAUGCUGGGUUUGGGGGAGACCGAUGAUCAGAUCCAAGCUACCAUGUCUGAACUGAGGGAGAUGGGGGUGGACUGUUUGACCCUGGGACAGUACAUGCAGCCAACGAAACGGCACCUGAAGGUGGAGGAAUAUGUGACCCCAGAGAAGUUUGCAUACUGGGAGAAGGUGGGCGUUGAGAUGGGUUUCACGUACACGGCCAGUGGGCCUUUGGUGCGCUCUUCGUACAAAGCAGGCGAAUUCUUCCUGAAGAAUCUGAUUCACAAACGGAGGACUGCGUCAGACUGACGUGGCUGCCGCACGUGCACCGUCUUCGUGAUUUUUCCCGAGGUCACCUUCGGCUAAAUGUUAUUUUGAAGAAUGUAGAAGGAAUAUCGCAACCAUUGCACACCCUUGUUAGGUGUGAUACGGGACCUAAGAUCGUAGUAUUUAUACCAAAUGAACACUGGAAGAUAAUGGAGGAGCAUUGUCACCUGAGUGCAGUGGACUGAAAGUGUAUGCAAAGGGCAGGGAUGCCACACAUGGAGUGGUGCAUGCUGGGAUAGCGGCCAGGCUUCUGCAGGACCCCAACAUGCGUAGUUUUUACAGCUUCGGGGUCUUCUGCCUGGCCGCCUUCCCCCCCUGUGUGUCUUUCUGUGACUCAGGCAGGCGGUAAAGCCUCAACUGGCUUCUCGCCGUGUUCCUGCCUCCAGUGUGAUGUCAUCACAAUGCUUUCAUUUGAUUGGCUGAGAGAAUGAAGUAAUUCGGAUACCAGUUGGUCAAACAAUGCUGUUUGACUAUUAUAGUGGGUUUGUCGAGUUUGGCUGGUACCAACACUAGCAAAUGAAACCUAAUUGAUGAAGAAAA
Molecule: messenger RNA, 1933 nt
Organism: Paramormyrops kingsleyae
Lineage: Eukaryota; Metazoa; Chordata; Actinopteri; Osteoglossiformes; Mormyridae
Gene: lias
Product: lipoic acid synthetase
Biological process (GO): lipoate biosynthetic process
Cellular component (GO): mitochondrion
Molecular function (GO): 4 iron, 4 sulfur cluster binding; lipoate synthase activity
Source: RefSeq, a predicted model, not a curated record